Messenger RNA from Aspergillus pseudotamarii, 672 nucleotides. Its product is annotated as glutathione S-transferase family protein. Bases 1 to 672 code for a protein of 223 amino acids. Gene Ontology annotation, biological process: translational elongation. The transcript has 2 exons. NCBI's taxonomy places the organism in Eukaryota, Fungi, Ascomycota, Eurotiomycetes, Eurotiales, Aspergillaceae. Gene Ontology annotation, cellular component: cytoplasm; nucleus. The record is from RefSeq and is a predicted model, not a curated record.
AUGACUUCCUUCGGAAAGAUUUAUACUUAUCCUAAUAACCCUCGGGUUAUGAAGAUCCAAGCCGUCGGCAACCUCAACUCCCUCGAAAUAACCACCGUCCCGGACUUCCAAAUGGGCGUCACAAACCGCAGCCCCGAAUACCUCUCCAAAUUCCCCAUGGGCAAGGCCCCCGCAUUCGAAGGUGCAGACGGCACCCUGCUCUUCGAAUCGGACGCCAUAGCCCAAUACGUCGCCGAGAGUGGUCCGGCCAAGGACCAGCUGCUGGGUGUAUCUGCGGCGGAGCGCGCGCAUAUCCGGCAGUGGAUUUGCUUCGCGGAGGGAGAUGCUAUGGGCGCCCUGGUGCCGUUUGCAUUGUGGCAUAUGAAGAUGGCGGAGUAUACGGCGGAGGAACUGGAGAAGCAUUUGGCGAAGGUAGAGAGGGCGGUCGGGGCUGUUGAGGCGCAUUUGAAGACUGGUGGAGGUAGGAAGUGGUUGGCCACGGAGGAGAAGUUGAGCUUGGCGGAUAUUAGUCUCGUGGCGGCACUGAAUUGGGGAUUUGCUAUUGUUUUGGAUGAAGAGAUGAGGGCGAAGUAUCCGAAUGUUGUGGCCUGGUAUGAGAGGACGGUUGAGAGUGAGGGAGUGAAGCAAGCAUUCGGCGAGAAGAAGUUUGUUGAGAAGAGGGCUGCUUUCUAA